Knipowitschia caucasica is the source of this 498-nucleotide messenger RNA. NCBI's taxonomy places the organism in Eukaryota, Metazoa, Chordata, Actinopteri, Gobiiformes, Gobiidae. The record is from the annotation of a GenBank genome assembly.
AUGCCUCCCUCUCAGAGUCUCCCCCUCUGCCUCCUCUCCCUCAUAGUCUCCCCCUGCCUCCUCUCCCUCAGAGUCUCCCCCUCUGCCUCCUCUCCCUCAGAGUCUCCCCCUCUGCCUCCCCUCCCUCAGAGUCUCCCGCUGCUUCUCCCCUCCCUCAGAGUCUAUGCCUCCCUCUCAGAGUCUCCCCCUCUGCCUCCUCUCCCUCAUAGUCUCCCCCUGCCUCCUCUCCCUCAGAGUCUCCCCCUCUGCCUCCUCUCCCUCAGAGUCUCCCCCUCUGCCUCCCCUCCCUCAGAGUCUCCCGCUGCUUCUCCCCUCCCUCAGAGUCUAUGCCUCCCUCUCAGAGUAUUCCCCUCUGCCUCCCGCCUCCCUCAUAGUCUCCCCCUGCCCCCCCUCCCUCAGAGUCUCCCUCUGCCUCCCCCUCCCUCAGAGUCUCCCCCUCUCCCUCCCUCAGUGUCGUCACCCCAGAGUGUCCCCCACUGCCUCCCCCCCUCAGGGUAA